Penicillium waksmanii is the source of this 243-nucleotide messenger RNA. RefSeq lists its product as uncharacterized. The transcript has a single exon. The record is from RefSeq and is a predicted model, not a curated record. Lineage: Eukaryota; Fungi; Ascomycota; Eurotiomycetes; Eurotiales; Aspergillaceae. The coding region runs from base 1 to 243 and encodes 80 amino acids.
AUGCGACCGCCGCAUCACCCGAAAGGAUCGGAUCCCGACCGCAAGAAGUUCUGGAAUGGCUUGGCAGUGCGAGAAAAAGUUAGGUCCAAUCCUGCAGCUCGCUUAGGACAACAGGAGAGACCGUCGUUGCACGAUCUUGAAAUGUUACUCCUCGCCCACACCUGUUCAGGCAAUGAUCCGGCCCUCGCACGGCUCAAGUGGAGUCCGGGAGUAAGUGGAUUCGAGUUCUCCCAUGUGGUGUGA